UUAGUUCUCUUUCCCAUCUUGCAAGGUAAGAACGGUGGGCCUCUGUGCAAGACUCGAGUUCAGCACUCCCAAUCCUUCGCCAUCCGAACCUAGAGGGCAUCCAGUCGCCACUUACAGGGGUCCGACAUACCCACGGCUAACUGAGAGGCCUUCCAGGCACUUCAGUUUUUGCCGUUUGGGUUUGCGGCGGCGCACUGUAGAAUGCCGUAGUGUCUUCCACCGGCCGUUCGCCAGUCUCUUGGGCUGGGGGGAACGAGGCCCUUUCGAGGACCCGUAGCGGACUGGUGGGUUAGAGGAAGCGGGACGACGAUGGCGGGUGAAAAAGUUGAGAAGCCGGAUACUAAAGAGAAGAAAUCUGAAGCCAAGAAGGCUGAUGCCGGUAGCAAAGUGAAAAAGGGUAACCCCAAGGCUAAAAAGUCCAAGAAGGGGAAGCCCCAUUGCAGCCGCAAUCCUGUUCUUGUCAGAGGAAUUGGCAGGUAUUCCCGAUCUGCCAUGUAUUCCAGAAAGGCCAUGUACAAGAGGAAGUACUCAGCGGCUAAAUCCAAGAUUGAAAAGAAAAAGAAGGAGAAGGUUCUUGCAACUGUUACAAAACCAGUUGGUGGUGACAAAAACGGCGGUACCCGGGUGGUUAAACUUCGCAAAAUGGUAAGAUGUGGGGACAGUAAAUUAGAUGUUCGGUUGAUGAUUGAAUACUGUGAAGGUGUUUUUGAAUACUUAGGUACUGUAAGUUUCUGCUUACCAGAGUUUGUAGCAGAAAGUAAAGGGCUCUGAGUUUGCAACUUGGCUUCAACAUUUACUGUUAAUCUUAAAUAAUUUAAAUUACUCUUCUGUGUUUUGUUGUUGGCAUGUAAAAUGGGAAUAAGGAGGCUGGGGUAGUGGCUCAGGCCUGCAAUCCCA
Cebus imitator (Panamanian white-faced capuchin) is the source of this 897-nucleotide messenger RNA. RefSeq names its product 60S ribosomal protein L6-like. The record is from RefSeq and is a predicted model, not a curated record. NCBI's taxonomy places the organism in Eukaryota, Metazoa, Chordata, Mammalia, Primates, Cebidae. Gene Ontology annotation, biological process: translation. Bases 310 to 771 code for a protein of 153 amino acids. Gene Ontology annotation, molecular function: structural constituent of ribosome. Gene Ontology annotation, cellular component: ribosome. The transcript has 3 exons.